AUGGCCGAACAGCAGCAGCGUGACUCGCUGUGUCCACGGUUGAUCGACUAUCUGGCGAUAGUGGGCGCCCGGUCGGCGGUCGUAACCCGACCCGGCGGCAACAACCCGUCGUCCGGUGCCGCCGGAAGCAACGUUCCGGGAAUGCAAGCAGCUGGGUCACACUCGGCCCCACCGGUGCAGAUACCGGAGCUGCUGCGGCGUUAUCCCCCGACGGACCACGCGGACUUCCCCCUGCCGCUGGAUAUGGUUUAUUUCUGUCAGCCCGAAGGAUGCGUCAGCGUCGGUCCCCGCCGGACCGGUGCGGCCGUUCGCGAUGCCACUUCGUUCGUGUUUAUGCUGACCGACAAGGACUCGGGCAAAACGCGGUACGGCAUUUGCGUCAACUUUUACCGACCGAUGGAAAAGUACGUGCCCGGGGUCGGUGGCACCGGCAAUCCCUCCGGCAGUCGGAAAGCUCGCAACUCGACUUUCCGGCGGGAAUCGUGGCGAAAGAGUAUGGAGAAGAGUUCCGAUUCGGCCUUCUCAAGUGACUAUAGAGGUAGCAACGUAGGACCGAGUGAUUCAUCGGAUAGAGAUUGUCCAAGCCGGAGAGAUUCGGAUCCUCCGAAUAACUCCUAUUACGGAGGUUCUCAGCAGCAGCAGGCACGGCUCGGCGUGACGGGACCGUCCGGUGCGGAUUCGGAAUCCGGAGGGAGCCACUCGCCAUCGCCGCGGGCCUCCCGGAAGCGUUCGAAAAUCCGCAGUCAUUCACUCACAUCGCUGUGUAUUCUUUCGCACCACCCGUUUCUGUCGACCUUUCGGGAGUGUUUGUUCAUUUUGAAGAAGCUGAUAGAUGCCUGCAACGAUGCUUCCAGUCCGAAGCGGGUGGGAGCCUCGCGGCAGAGCAGCCGAGAUAGCGUGUGGAACGUGCUAACGAGUCAGGUUACGGACUCGACUCCGUCGAUCGUGCUGCACGAUGUGAAGGAAAUUGAAACCUGGAUAUUGAGGUUGCUGUCAGCACCGGUUCCUGUGCCAGGUUCGACCAGAGUGGAGGUGGAAGUUUUGUCCCCAAUCAUCCACCAGCCGCUGGUGUUUUCUCUCCCGGAUCACACCAGAUUUUCGUUUGUGGAUUUUCCACUGCACCUUCCCCUGGAACUACUCGGUGUUGAAACGUGCCUCAAGGUGCUGACACUGAUCCUGCUUGAACACAAAAUUAUCAUUCAGUCACGGGACUAUAACGCACUUUCGAUGUCAGUGAUGGCGCUGGUGAACCUCAUUUACCCUCUGGAAUACAUGUUUCCGGUGAUUCCACUGUUGCCAACCUGCAUGGGAAGUGCCGAGCAGCUGCUGCUGGCACCAACUCCGUUCAUCAUUGGACUUCCAGCAACCUUUCUACUUUAUAAGAAAAAUUUCCGACUUCCGGACGACAUUUGGCUGGUAGAUUUGGACUCCAAUCGACUUACCCCGGCAUCCGGGGAUGCCGAACAAGUACCGCCUCUACCGGAACCGGAAGGAACCAUUCUAAAGAACCAUUUGAAACAGGCUUUAAGUUCAAUGUCAACAAGCAAUCAAGCUGCAGCGGCAUCGUCCAGUCAGCUCUCGCAGCCUGGAUCGACUCGUGGAAGCUUCAGCGGACCAAACACUGCUCCUCAAUCUUUCCCUCAGCCUUUACAAGUGCCCGGAUCAGGAAGCAAUAGCCAGCGGAGUUCGUUCUCCGGUGCAGCAGGAGGAACACCCCGCCAGCCGAGCCCGGUCGGCCAACCGCCCCCGAAUCCGUUCCUCUACGGGACGGAUGUCGACUCGGUGGAUGUGGCGACCCGGGUCGCAAUGGUGCGAUUUUUCAACUCCCAGAAUACGCUGGCCAACUUUACGGAACACACGCGAACGCUGCGCCUAUACCCGCGGCCCGUGGUAGCCUUUCAGAUCAACAGUUUCCUGCGCUCGCGACCCAGGGCUUCCGCAUUCCUUAACCGAUUCGCUCGGACGCAAGCUGUUGAAUGGCUCGCCGAGUGGUCCCUGACGCCCACUAAUGUAGCCUUCCUGAGGGUUCAAACGGGUGUGCUUGAUCCCUCGCAAGUCGGCGACAAACCAAAAUGGUACGCACAUACUCUAACACCGAUCAAAUUUCCCGUUUGGGACGAAAGUGGCUCCCUCAACGGUGCCCUGAAAGGUCUCCAACAGCUCGAACAUCAACCGACCGACGAAAGUGGAUCCGACUCCGAGGGUGCCGAAAGUACCAGCUCCUCGUAUUCCUCCCUGAGUGACUUCGUUUCGGAAAUGGUUUCGUCGGAUCUUUCGCCUAGUUUACACGACGUCUACGGCAACCAACAUCAUGUGCACGUUGCGCCGAAAACCAUGUCCUCCAAUCUCGAUCCGAAGCUGGUCUAUCGACCGCCGAGUUCCUUACGCUAUCCGGAAGGCAUGAAGCCUCCCAAGCCGGAAGCUGACGAUGCCGAUCGGCCGGAUUCGCCGGCAUCGACUUCAUCCAGCCGUUCGGAUCUCAGCAGUCCGAGCUUCAAUCGAGAUUCGGAGUUUGAGUUCAAUCCAAAGGCGCGCAGCGAAGCACAGAUUCCGGUUAAGCCAGCCAAAGAGCAAGGUAGCUUCGAAAACGAAUCGGAUUCGAAUUCGACUACCACACCAAAAACCAUUGUAUCGAAAGAGAGCGGAGGGUCGCUGGAUACGGACGCCAAGCGUGGUAGACUAGGAAAGAUCCCUCCUCCGUUGUCACCGAAUCUCGCGAAGCAACAAAGCGGAAGUAAUAUCCUAGCUAGAACUUCCAGCUCCGGUUCUACCGGCUCGAGCAGUCAUCCUCCGUCACUGGGUUCUGCCGGGUCACAGCGUCAAAGUUCGCAAGGAUCACUGUUCGAGGUGCUGACAUCACAGGCGAAAGAACUGGUACGUGAAACGACACGACAAAGCAGUCAGGACGGCUUACUAGCGCACGUAGACAAGUUGAAAGAACAAGCCAAGGAGCUUAAAGAGCAUGCCGAAGAGGAGAUGAAAAUUCUCGCUCCUUUGGAACAGCUAACGCUUCAAGCGAAAAAAGCCGCGGAAGAAGCCUCGAAGCAAGCACUGGAAGCAUCCAAGCAAGCCGCUGGUGUUAGCAAGAAUACCCUUGACGAUCUGACCUACGUGGGCAAAUCGACGUUCGGUGAUUUAACGAAAACGGCCAAGGAAGCGGCCGCCAAGAAAGGUUUACUCCAUCAGACUGGCGGCCAACCCGGUGCCCCCGGUGGUUCGCAGACGGUUUCUCCGUCGGGCAGUGCAAUAGCAACCACCAACUCGUCACUCUUUUCUUCGAUUACAAGUGACUUCAACGGAAUUGCUCAAUCAACUUCCAGCAUGUUUUCCGAUUUGUUCAGCAGCAAGCAGAGCAAACAGGCGGGUCAACAGCAGCAAGCGCAGGCACGCUCCGCCGCCGGAGGUUUGCAACCGGCUCAGGCUCAAUCGCAGAGCAAAAUCAAAGAUAAGCUAUCGUUCGAUCCGUUCCCCGGGCGGAAGGGGCUGGUCGAGCGAACACCGCUGAUACGGCACUCCGGUCCGAAGCAAACGCAGGAGGAAAUUCAGCGGCUGCAAAAUGCGGAACGUUCGUCCAGUAAUUCGGAGAAUCAAGCCUUCCUGAAGGAUUUGGUUAAUCAGGUACUCGCGGGCGAGGGUGUUGGGUGGCUCAAGUUGAAUCGGUUGAAGAAACUGAUGGAGGAUGAGUCCUAUCGGAUGCUGGUGCUUGGGAAGCUUAACCGUACGCUGGAGAGGAAGAUUGGACCGGAUGAUCAUAUCGAUGAUGUGUGCAUAUCGAAACCGGUGUACAAGGGAACGCUCAAGUGCUUGCUGGCGAUCACUCAUGGGCUGGAGAAUACGGUAGGGAAUUUCGGACUCGGCGGGAUGGCGUCCGUGUUUCAAAUGAUGGAAAUUGCUCAUACGCACUACUGGAGUAAGGAUUUGACGGAUAAUACGGCCGAUAUGCCUACCAGCUUGCUGUCGAGCCGGUCGGUCAGUCCUAUGGGAAGCCGGGAGAAUCUGCGCUCGCCUCAGAGUCCUGCCGAACCAGCGGACUGGAGCUCUACGGCUGGUUCCCGCAAGAACUCGACCAUACUGAACGAACCUGUGAUAUCGCGGCGACCUUCCGAGCAGGAGAACGAGAACCAAUCGACGACGGAGAUGUUCAAGGACAUGUUGACGCAGAAGCGCAACAUGCUGCUCAGCAAGUUGACUUCGUUCGACUCGGAGCCCGGUGGUGGAGUUCACGGAUCAACCGGUGCACUGUCCGUGGCCAGUGAUGUGCUGCCCCAGCAGCAUUCCGGCGGCUCGUUGAUACCAUCGAUAUCUUGCCGAUCAACGGUGUCCGAUACGGAGUACGAGAGACACCCCAAGGGAUCGUCGACUUUGAAAGAUGCGAAGAAGAUGGCCGGAGGCCUGUUCUCCGGUAAAUCUUCGUUGAGCGCCGGGUUCCGCUACACGGGCGGGAACUUGAUACCGACAUCGAACUCCCCGUCGCCGGAUGCACCGCGGGUGUACCUAUUCGAGGGGCUGCUCGGACGCGAGCGUUCCAACGUUUGGGAUCAGAUGCAGUUCUGGGAGGACGCUUUCCUGGACGCCGUAAGCCAGGAGCGGGACAUGAUCGGUAUGGACCAGGGACCGGGCGAAAUGAUGGAACGGUACAAGUCUCUGUCGGAAUCGGAACGCAAGCGACUGGAGCAUGACGAGGAUCGUCUGCUGUCGACGAUGCUGUACAAUCUGACCGCCAUAUUGGUGAUGUUGAACUGUAAUAAGUUGGAGAUUAAGCGCAAGAUUCGCCGGCUGUUGGGUAAAAGUCACAUCGGGCUGAUCUACGCUCAGGAGGUGAAUCUUUUGCUGGAUCAGAUUAAUAAUUUGCACGGUAAUGACAUAGACUUGAAACCGCUUGGGUCAAGGCUGCUGCACCGACAGAGCUUUACCGUUCAUCAAGGAGUUGAUGCUACGGGUCCACUGAGAUUUAUGGAAGUUCGCGACGAUGGAUUGGUUCUGCGUUCGGUCAACGGAAGCAUAGUGGAGCGUUGGUGGUUCGAGCGAUUGGUCAACAUGACGUACUCACCUAAAACACGUGUUCUUUGUCUGUGGCGCCGGAAUGGUGGCCAGACUCAGCUGCACAAGUAUUACACCAGAAAGUGCAAGGAGUUGUAUACCGCUAUCAAAGAGGCAAUGGAACGAGGAGGUUGCACCGGCCAAGGGCCGGAGCUGGGCGGUGAGUUUCCGGUGCAGGAUCUGAACACCGGCGAAGGAGGACUAAUGCAGAUCUGUCUCGAGGGAGUAGGACUUUUGUUUGCCAAUAGCAAGUUUUUCAUCCGGCUGGAGCAUAUCAAAAAGUGUUUCACCCAAAAGGGAGGAGUUUUCAUACUGGAGGAGUACAAUCCUAAAACUCGCCAGUUGAUCCAGCGGAAGUUCCAGUCCAAUUUGGCCGACGACAUUUGCUAUUCGGUUCUGUGCGUGUUCUCGUACGUAGCCGCCGGGCAGGAAUGGCAGAAGAAAUACCCGGCAAUCAGCGUAGCCGGUCAAGCGAGUCUUGGCGCGCAGCAGAUGCCAUCGGUGACGACGACCGCCGCCUCCAAUCAACAUCAUCACCAGCAAGUGACGCAUCAAGCCCCUCCGGCAGCUAAACUUGCCACGCAACCUGUUCAACCGCCAACCCAGAACAACCAGCGGGUGCAGCAAACGCAUCUCCCACCGCAAGCAUCUCCAAAGCUUCAAACAAUCAUCGGCAAACCCGUUUCUCAACAACAACAAUCCGCUAGCAGCAAAUCUCAACAGCAGCAGCAGCAACAACAACCGCAAGCUCAAAUGAUCGAAAAACCUCAAACGACUGCUCCAGUUUCAGCUCCCCAAAAACAGCCUCCAUCUUUGCCAGCCCGACCCGUACCGACGACAGCAGCUCCGUCAUCAACAUCCACCAGCUCCGGCUCCAGUGAACCACCCAAAAUGAAAGCCCCGGUGCUACCCCAAGCGUCCAGGCUCCCCCAGCAAUCGUCCCUACCGAAUCGGGGUCCACCGCCAGCUAUCCCACCGCGGAUCGGUCUCGGUCAGCGCUCGGGAUCGGUCCAAAUCCCUUCCAGCAGUUCGAUGGCCAGCAGUCCCCUCCGGCAGUUGAAGCGACAAACGUCGGCCGCUUCUCCACCGCAGAGUCAAUCCCCUCCGGGAGCAACGCACCGGGAGCAGCGACUCGCUGGCAACUCUUUCCGAAAAUCCUAAACCAAGUAGGCAGGCGUUCGUUCGGGCAUGCUGUCAAAAUUUCAACAAUGUUUACAAUAACACAAGUUACCAUCAGCAAAAAA
This is a messenger RNA of Sabethes cyaneus, 6284 nucleotides long. RefSeq names its product MAP kinase-activating death domain protein (gene Rab3-GEF). Gene Ontology annotation, biological process: regulation of Rab protein signal transduction; regulation of apoptotic process. Gene Ontology annotation, cellular component: cytosol. The record is from RefSeq and is a predicted model, not a curated record. Lineage: Eukaryota; Metazoa; Arthropoda; Insecta; Diptera; Culicidae. Bases 1 to 6201 code for a protein of 2066 amino acids. The transcript is spliced from 18 exons. Gene Ontology annotation, molecular function: guanyl-nucleotide exchange factor activity.